GCAACAAUCACAGCCACUUGAUUUGCAUACCUCUCUUUCAUCAGCCAUCAGAACAUCUCUCCUCUUCUUAUUCCAUCAACGAAAAGAAACCGUUACCCGCUGAAAGACGACUAGUUUUCAGCUUUUUCACUCUCCUUGAGAAGAAGACGAAUUCUUCAGUGCAUCAGUUUUCUUUAAUUUAUUAAAAAUGGAGGAAGAGAAGAAGAAGAAGCGAAACAAGAAAAAGAAAAACAAACAGAACAAUCAUGGUAAUACUAAUAGUAAUCAAGCAGCGGAAGACGACGUGUCGGUUGAUCAUCACAACAACAACAACAACAACAACAAUGGGCAGAAUCAUGGUAAUGAGAAUGAUAAUCAAGUAAUAGAGGUAUCUUCAAAUGGUGAUGCUGUGGAUGUGGAGGAUUUUAAUACACAUAAUGAUAAGCCCAAUGGAGUAGCACCACAAUCUUCCAUCUUGGCUGAAGCAGAGAAGCAGUGGUGGCUUCAAAGAGAGGCUGCUUUAGAAGAUACAAUCAAACAUUUACAAAAUGAAACCGAUUCACUCAUAAAGACACAGGCUACCUUUGAAGAGACAAUCAAACAAUUACAAGAUGAAAAUGAUUCACACAUACAGAAAGAGGUUACCUUUGAAGAGACAAUCAAACAAUUACAAGAUGAAAAUGAUUCACACAUACAGAAAGAGGCUUCCUUAGAAGAAACAAUCAAUCAAUUAAGAAGUGUAAACAAUUCAUGCGUAAAGAAAGAGGCUACCUUUGAAGAUACAAUCAAACAAUUGAAAACUGAAAAUGAUUUGCACAUGCAGAAAGAGGCUGGUUUAGAGAUGAAAAUCAUGCAAUUGCAGAGAGAAAAAGAUUUCUGGCUUCUGAAAGAGGCUGGCCUGGAGGAGAAACUUAAUCUCUUACUGGAUGAGAAGGCUGCUCUGGGUUUAAAACUGGCAAGCCUAGAGGAAAAAAUUGGACAGUUAGAUAGUGAGAAAGAUUCUUGGGCUGUAUCAGAGAAUACAACCAAAGAAAUUGUUGGUAGAAUGAAUAUCGACAUCACAAGUCUACGAAUGCAGGUGGUGGAGUUGGAAUAUUCCAGGAAUAGUCUCGUGAAAGAAAACCAACAGCUGAAGGAAAGUGUCGCUGACCUGAAGUUACAGCUUCAAAAUGUUGAGACUCAACAGAGCAUCUCCUCUGCUAACACAUCAGAACUUGGAAAGAAUGAUGCUGAAAAAGAGGACUUGAACUCCCAGAUUGAAGCAGCUUGUGCACUGGUGGACAAAUUGAUCACUGAAAAUGCAGAACUUGUUGAGAAAGUGAAUGAGUUGUACAUUAAACUUGACCAACAAAAGGCAGCAGCUAGUCUUUCUUCAUCUGCCGGAAGUGAUGUCAUUCUUAGAAAUUCUGAACUUGCCAAUGGAACUCCUCCCAUGUCUGAAUCAAGCGAGUCCGCAUUGGGCCUUAAGUCAGAGUCCUUAGACGCAGAUCCCCCUGCUGCGGUGCUCCCACAAUCUUCAGAACCUGACGCCGAAGAAAUUGUGCAAAUCCCAUUGGAUGAUAAUGAAGUUCCAGAUGUGGAGAUGCAAGCUGAACAUAAGAGCGGCGUGCCGCUCAUGGAUGCUCCACUAACAGGAGCUCCUUUCCGGUUAAUAUCAUUUGUUGCUAAAUAUGUCAGUGGUGCUGACCUGGUCAGCAAAGAUGAUUCAAAUUAGGGCUUGAGCUAGGAUACAUAAUGUUUCCUUCUUUCCAUCCAUUUUUUUUUUUUGCCCAUAUACAAAUUUUUAUGCAGUAGAGAUGGACCCAAUUCGAGCCAUUAUACUGUAUUUUUUAAACAUACCGAACAUGUUUGCUCAUCAAAGUGAAAGAUAACAUGCAGAGUUGAUAACUUGACACGCA
Populus nigra (black poplar) is the source of this 1877-nucleotide messenger RNA. RefSeq lists its product as uncharacterized. Lineage: Eukaryota; Viridiplantae; Streptophyta; Magnoliopsida; Malpighiales; Salicaceae. The transcript is spliced from 15 exons. The coding region runs from base 188 to 1693 and encodes 501 amino acids. The record is from RefSeq and is a predicted model, not a curated record.